Diaporthe amygdali is the source of this 2376-nucleotide messenger RNA. RefSeq lists its product as uncharacterized. Gene Ontology annotation, cellular component: cytoplasm. NCBI's taxonomy places the organism in Eukaryota, Fungi, Ascomycota, Sordariomycetes, Diaporthales, Diaporthaceae. Bases 1 to 2376 code for a protein of 791 amino acids. The record is from RefSeq and is a predicted model, not a curated record. The transcript is spliced from 4 exons.
AUGGCACCGAGCCUGUUGACCCUGAAGUCUAUCAGACGACGAUCAAAGGCCAGUUUCAAGACCGAGAAGUCCACCACAGAUGCCAACGAUACUUCAAGUGACGCAAGCAACGGCCGGACGCCAACGAGCGGCUCAUUGACCCCUCCUUCGCUUGCACCGUCCGUGGCAGGCCAGUCAGAUCCCGCUCUGAACCACCAGCUAUCCAAAGAGAAGCUCAAUGGCGACUUAUUGACCCCGCCAGUCCCUCCAAUCCCCCAGUUCCGACCACCACUGCGGUCGGCUACCAAUGGUUCCAACCGGAACAGCGUGUCGGGCAUGACGGGUUUGGGGUCGCCGGCGUUAGGAGGACGGGGACCAUAUCCGCAACUGCCUGUGUCGCCUUAUGCGCCACAGAUUGAUAAUGUUCGACAUGGAGCAUGGGUCUCUCAGAAAGUCCUCAUCAUUACAGGCAUGGUUCCUGGCCCUGGUGGACGGUCCAUCGACGGCGAGGUCACAGUUUCGCGAAUAGACGAUGAUUACCCAGCAGUCUCAUGGCCGGUGCACGACUGCCAAUUCAAGGCACUGGUCUAUUUGCAGUCUGGCUUAAACAGGCUGCGCUUCGACUUUGCUAGCCCCAAACUUCCGAACAGCAACACGACGAAUCCGAUUCACUCUACGCAAAUGACAAUUAAUGUGAUGCCCGUGUCCAAUUCUCCGCCGCUGCAACUUGCUAUCCUACUGGCAAAGGACUCGCCUGGCACUUUCGAUGCACCCCCGGCACGAGCCGAGCGAGAAGGGAACAGUUUGGAAGUGGCUAUUCGAAAGUUUCGCAUGGCUGCUUACUUAUGGCAGGCAUACACGGCUGAGCAGAUGUUCCGCAACAAGUUUGGGCGCCGCACGUUUAGAUUUGAAGAGGAAUGGACACAGGGCACAACUUGCGCCAGAGACCACGAGAACGGACGCAUGCGCAACGAGGCUCGAAUCCACGUCAUCCGGAUGGACAAGACGCUGGCCGAGAUCCGUGACCUCAACAUUGCACAGCAGUAUCAGGACGCCGCGGACCAGGGCGGGCUGUUCCCGAUCGCCGCGGACGCUGUGAAGAAGUACUUCAACCUGAAGCCAGGGCAACAGCAGUACGUCUCAUGCAUGUUUCUGGACAGCCAAUGGGACCCUAAGGAGAAGAUCAUUCGAGGCCAUGCUGCGCUUGGUAGCUCCAGCGGAGAUUUGAAGUUGGCUAUCUUUGGGUCACACAGUCUGCACAGCUAUCCUACGAUGCUGGAGGAAGUCGUCCCCGCUUUCACCGACUGUACUCCUACAGACACGAAACAUGUUGCGAAUGACUGCAAUGAGGCUGGUAGCUCCUGGGAGAAUGCCAAUAUCGGAAUCGGUGCACAUCUGCACGAGACGGGUCACCUCUUCGGCUGUCCACACCAAGCCAACGGCGUGAUGCUCCGGGAUUAUGUCUACUUACACCGCUCAUUUGUGACACACGAAGCUUACUGCACUCGAACAAAAUCCAAGGGUGGACCUGUCGCCCAAGCAGACGAAUGCACCUGGCAUCGUCUUGACCUUUUGCGUUUCCGAAGUCAUCCCUGUUUUUCGCUUCCCAACGACCCGCCACGACACCCCGACGAUUCCGUGCAAGCCUGGCCUAUGGAGGAUGGCAAGGUGGCAAUAACAGCGCCAUCUGGCAUAUCCUUUAUUGAGAUCUACGGCGACGGAGACGACGUUUGUACGACUUGGAUGGAGUGCCCGACUGAAGGUGAACACAUAAAGCGACAACUCGUGGUCUCUGAAGAAGAUCUUCGGAAACGUCUUCCUGAGAACAAGCGUAAGGGCAAGAUACGGCUGGGCGUCAAGUCUCAGAGCGGCGGAGAUCUGCAGAUUGAGGAUGUACGGGUUCUAUGCGGCAAGGAGAGUAAGCUGACUGUCGGCAACCCCGUGACGGGAUGGACGGCAUACCGUAGCAAGAAGCUAGGCACGAGUGAGAUGGACGGGACUAAACCGAUCGAGUUCGUGUUCACGAGCGCCACAAAGCAAGAAAGGGUGCUCAGCCGCAUCGUAUUCUACCAUGGCGCUGCACUGGAUGGCAUGGAGUUCAUCUAUGACGAUGAUUCGAAGCAGAUAUUUGGUAGUGUUGGCGGCAACGUGCAAGUCGGGGUGUUCGACCUCGAUAUUCGCAAGGGCGAGUACAUUUCAGGCUUCCUUGUCCGAUCUGGUUUCUGGAUCGAUGGCAUACAAGUUCUGACGAGUCUGGGCAACCGUUCACCGUUCUUCGGAAACAGUCACGGAGGAGACAUGCACACACUCAUCCCUCCUUACGGAUACAACAUCUGCGGCGUCUGGGGUUCUUGCGCCCAGUGGGUUGAUGGCUUUGGUGUCAUCAUUCGGAAGUAA